AUGGCCUGUGUUGCAUAUGCAGGUGAUCCAACUUGCUUGAGGAUCGACGAUUUACGUGGUCUAUCGCAGAUCCUCCAAGAGAAAGAUAUCUGGUUCCAUGUCGACGCCUGUCACGGUAGCCAACUUGCCUUUUCAGAAAGACAUCACCAUAAGCUGCGAGGCAUAGAAAAAGCAGAUUCAAUCAGGGUUGACCCGCAACAAGCAAUGCUAAUUCCUUAUGAGUGCUCUUUGGUCUUGUUUCGUGAGCACAGUACCCAAGCCUCCCUGUCGACCGACUCAGACUCAAUCCCCAACGCGCAGUGGUCGUUUGGAGAGACUGGCCCUUUCGCUGGAUCUAGAGCUUUUGAUUCAUUGAAGAUUUGGUCCUCGAUCAAAAGCCAUGGAAAGAACAUCAUGGGCCGGAUGAUCGAUGGAAGACUGGAACUCACCAACGCGAUCCAGUUGGAGGUUGAACACCGACCAACCCUCAUACUUUUGGGCGGAACUGACAUCAACUCGUGCAUGUUUAUAUACGUCCCCGCAAGUGUUCAGCGAUAUUGUAUUGAACACAACAUUCGUCUCUCAGAUGCAGACUUGGAGAAAGUCAACCAGCUGAAUCUCCACAUCCAAGAUAUAAUCCACCGAGAACGUGUCUACUAUAUCUAUGGGUUCCCUCUUCAAAACUGCCCGCAUGACCGUUUCAUAGAGCCUGGUAAGACAGUCUUUGUCCUACGUAUCUUGAAUGGGAAUCCUCAGUCAACCAUGGAGAAUGUGAGAGGCUUGCUGGACAGAAUCGAAUACUUGGGAUGGGCUCUUCUUAUAGAUCGCCAGUACAUAUGUAUGGGGGACACUCGUGGCUCGUCAACAAAUCGUCUAGAAAGAGCCGAAAGGAACCUCACUCAAAAGCUGUAUGACUUAUUCGACGACAAUGACUUCGCCGCCGUUGUCUAUGGUUCUUCCGCACUUCAAAACAAUACUAUACUGUCGAAUAUCGAUCUAAUGAUAUUUGCUCACAGCGCUGACUCCUCGGAAAUACAACAGGUAGUCUCAAUCUUCCUCUCUGUGAUGGAAGGAGAAGGGAUCCUGAUGGACUUUGAGAUCCCGCUUCACCGAAGACUCCUAGUAACAUUCGAAUUCGCCCGCCAAGCUGCAGAGUCCGGACCUCCUUUGGACGAAGCGGGACAUGUUUCAAACAUUUCUAGUACGCCAGAGUACUUGUGA
Messenger RNA from Fusarium mangiferae, 1200 nucleotides. RefSeq lists its product as uncharacterized. The transcript has a single exon. Gene Ontology annotation, cellular component: cytoplasm. Gene Ontology annotation, biological process: carboxylic acid metabolic process. Gene Ontology annotation, molecular function: pyridoxal phosphate binding; carboxy-lyase activity. Bases 1 to 1200 code for a protein of 399 amino acids. Lineage: Eukaryota; Fungi; Ascomycota; Sordariomycetes; Hypocreales; Nectriaceae. The record is from RefSeq and is a predicted model, not a curated record.